Messenger RNA from Myotis lucifugus (little brown bat), 7060 nucleotides. RefSeq names its product mastermind like transcriptional coactivator 2 (gene MAML2). The transcript has 5 exons. Gene Ontology annotation, cellular component: nuclear speck; nucleoplasm. NCBI's taxonomy places the organism in Eukaryota, Metazoa, Chordata, Mammalia, Chiroptera, Vespertilionidae. Gene Ontology annotation, molecular function: transcription coactivator activity. Bases 1344 to 4733 code for a protein of 1129 amino acids. Gene Ontology annotation, biological process: positive regulation of transcription of Notch receptor target; Notch signaling pathway. The record is from RefSeq and is a predicted model, not a curated record.
UGCAGCUUGCUGGCUCUCUCGCUCUCUCUCCCUCUCUGUCUCACUCUCUUUCUCUCCCUCUGCUAUCGGAGCACAAUGAAAGCCUGUGUAUCGCCGUGACUCCGGGCAGCGGAGCCAGUGUCAGCCAAGCGGCCAACAACAGACGGGAAAGAGAAAGGAAAAUACAAGCUACUUUUUUUUUUCUUCUUCCACCGAUCAAGCGGAGCAAUACCCGAGAGAGAAGAAGCACAUUGCUUAUUGCGAGUCCAGACCCUCAGAUCCGCUGGCCGGGAUGGAAUGUACAAAAGUGGGCAGCCAAGUGGCCGGACCCGACUCGGUGCGAUUUGCUGGAAGUUUGUAAGUUGGACCCUCGUUUGUAAAUUACUCUCGCAAGAGUUUGUCUGUCCGGAUCCUGUGUUAGAAUAGAGCCGGGGGCGAGGAACAGAAGCGUACGCGGGGCGAGGGGGGAGAAUGUGUUGAAGGAUCUCAGUGGCCGGGACUUCAGACCGCUCGCUCUCCGGUGAGGCUGGGAAACCUAGAGGCAUGAGGGCUGCGCCGGGGACCGGAUCCGCCGGACAGAACAGCAUGGUCUGAAAGUCCAGGGACUGACACUGCGAACCAUUGAGAAGCCGGCUCCCUCCUUUGGGAGAAGACACCCCACUGUCCCCCAAAGAGGAGAACACACCGGGGCAAGGGGAAGGGAGGAGGAAUGAGAAGCCAAAAGACAGAAGUCUCUCUCGAUGUUUGUGCGGUUUGAACAUUGACUUCAGGAACCUCCUGAAACAGCACUUUUUUCUUUUUUUUUAACCGGAGGAAAAGUGAAGGCUGCGGGUUGCCCACAUGGUGGUCGAAAUGCGUUUCUCUGCAGAAACAUCCCCUUAACAAAUUUGCGGCAACAACUAGGUGAGGGGCAGCCGGGCUCUGGAUUCAUACCCUUCUCGGUCCCCUCCGCUGCCUCUUCCUGCCUCUGGCCGGGCAAUCCCUCAGUUCUUGCUCUAUAACCCCCGGCGGUGCGGUGACCAAGUACUUAGGGGCUCUUGUCCGCUUGGUGCGGGGGGACCCCACCGACACCGUCUAACUUGUGCAGAGCUGUCAAAUGCCAUCAGAGUAAGUCGAUCGGGGUUCCUCUCCCACUCAUCCUCCGCCACCACCGGCUUCUUCUAUUCCUGCUCCUCGUCCUCUUUUUACCAACGCCCCUCCCCCACCCCUUCUCCACUGCUCCCCCCCAAAACCUCGGAAGACCUCUAUUCAUGUGGCCCUGAGCACUGAGCCCACAUUGUCAAGAACAGACUCGCCUGCACUAGCCAGCGGCCGCCUCCUUCCACCCCACCAUCCCAGAGGCAGCAAUCAUUGUGUCCACGAAGAUGGGGGACACAGCGCCCCCGCAGGCCCCCACAGGAGGGCUAGGGGCGGCCCCCGGGGCGGGCCUCCUGGGAGGGGGCUCCGUCACCCCAAGAGUGCACAGUGCCAUCGUGGAGCGCCUGCGGGCUCGCAUCGCCGUCUGCCGCCAGCACCACCUGAGCUGUGAAGGCCGCUAUGAACGAGGCCGAGCUGAGAGCUCAGACCGGGAGCGGGAGAGCACCUUGCAGCUCCUGAGCCUCGUCCAGCAUGGCCAGGGCGCCAGGAAGACGGGCAAGCACGCCAAGGCCACCGCAGCGGCUGCCACCCCUGCAGCCCCGCCGCCGCCCCCCGCCGCCCCUCCUGCAGCCGCCCAAGCACCAGGGGCCCCACCGCCCCCGCCGGACUAUCACCAUCACCACCAGCAGCACCUGCUCGGCAGCGGCAAUAAUGGUGGCGGCGGUGGGAUCGAGGGUGAGCAGCAACCCCCAGCGUCCACCCCCGGGGACCAGCGGAACUCGGCCCUGAUUGCGCUCCAGGGUUCCUUGAAAAGAAAACAGAUAGUCAACCUGUCUCCUGCCAACAGCAAGAGGCCCAACGGCUUUGUCGACAACUCGUUCCUUGAUAUCAAAAGAAUCCGCGUCGGGGAGAACCUCUCUGCAGGACAAGGGGGCCUCCAAGUAAAUAAUGGACAAAGUCAGAUUAUGUCAGGGACCUUGCCCAUGAGCCAAGCACCCCUGAGGAAGACUAACAAUCUGCCUCCCCACACACAUUCUCCUGGCAAUGGCAUGUUUAACAUGGGCUUGAAAGAAGUGAAGAAGGAGCCAGGAGAGACUCUGUCUUGCAGUAAGCACAUGGAUGGCCAGAUGACCCAGGAGAAUAUUUUUUCUAAUAGGUACGGAGAUGACUCCGGAGAGCAAUUGAUGGAUCCUGAACUGCAGGAACUGUUCAAUGAACUGACCAACAUAUCUGUUCCUCCUAUGAGUGACCUUGAGCUGGAAAACAUGAUCAACGCCACCAUAAAGCAGGAUGAUCCAUUUAACAUUGACUUGGGUCAGCAAAGCCAGAGGAGCACUCCCAGGCCCUCCAUCCCUAUGGAGAAGACAGUGAUCAAAAGUGAAUACUCACCUGGUCUGACCCAGGGGCCAUCGGGCUCUCCUCAGUUGAGGCCCCCAUCAGCCGGCCCUGCUUUCUCCAUGGCCAACACUGCCCUGUCCACUUCCUCCCCAAUCCCUUCGGUCCCUCAGAGCCAGGCUCAGCCUCCGACAGCCUCAGGAGCAAGCCGGGCCUUGCCAAGCUGGCAGGAAGUGUCCCAUGCCCAACAGCUCAAACAGAUAGCUGCCAACCGUCAGCAGCAUGCCCGGAUGCAGCAGCACCAGCAGCAGCAGCACCAGCCUACCAACUGGUCAGCCUUGCCCUCUUCCGCUGGGCCAUCUCCAGGUCCAUUUGGGCAGGAGAAAAUCCCUAGCCCUUCUUUUGGUCAGCAGCCAUUCAGCCCACAGAGCUCCCCCAUGCCUGGGGUAGCCGGCAGCAGCAGCCAGUCAAAAGUCAUGGCUAACUACAUGUACAAGGCCAGCCCCUCGGCCCAGGGAGGGCACCUGGAUGUGCUUAUGCAGCAAAAGCCUCAGGAUCUCAGUCGAAGUUUUAUGAACAGCUCGCACGUGGCCAUGGAGCCCCGUCUUGGCAACACCAAGCCUUUGUUCCAUUUUAACUCAGAUCAAGCAAACCAACAGAUGCCUUCUGUUUUGCCUUCUCAGAACAAACCUACUCUCCUACACUACACCCAACAGCAGCAGCAGCAGCAGCAGCAGCAGCAGCAACAGCAGAGCUCGAUGUCAGCUCAGCAGCAACAGCAGCAGCAGCAGCAGCAACGACAACAGCAACAGCAGCAACAGCAGCAGCAGCAGCAGCAGCAGCAGCAGCAGCAACAGGCACAGCAGCCACCCUCUCAGCCCACCCAACCUCUGUCAAACCAGCCCUUGCUAAGGUCACCCUUGCCACUUCAGCAAAAGAUCCUGCUCCAGAAAAUGCAGAAUCCGCCCGUCGCAGGACUGGGAUACCAAGUCUCCCAGCAACACAGACAGGAUCAACACUCUGUGGUAGGCCAGAGCACAGGCCCCAGUCCAAGUCCCAACCCCUGCUCAAAUCCAAACACUGGAAGCGGUUACAUGAACUCCCAGCAAUCACUGUUGAAUCAGCAAUUGAUGGGAAAGAAACAGACUCUACAGAGGCAGAUCCUGGAGCAGAAACAGCAGCUUCUCCUGCAGCAGCAGAUGCUGGUGGAUGCGGAGAAAAUUUCUUCACAAGAUCAGAUAAACAGACAUUUGACAAGGCCACCCCCAGAUUACAAAGACCAAAGAAGAAAUAUGGGGAACAUGCAACCAACUGCUCAAUAUUCUGGUGGCUCAUCAACAGUGAGUUUAAACUCUAACCAGACUUUGACAAACCCAGUUUCAACACACACCAUUUUAACUCCAAAUUCCAGCCUCAUGUCUACUUCCCAUGGAACAAGAAUGCCAUCGUUAUCCACAGCGGUUCAGAACAUGGGGAUGUACGGGAAUCUGCCUUGCAAUCAACCUGGCACAUACAGUGUCACGUCAGGAAUGAAUCAAUUGACCCAGCAGAGAAACCCAAACCAAUUGAUAGCAAAUCAAAACAACCCUCUCAUGCCACGGCCACCUACCUUAGGGCCAACUAGUAAUAAUAAUGUGGCCACUUUUGCAACGGGACCUGUUGGCAAUUCACAACAACUGAGACCAAACUUGACCCAUACUAUGGGAAGCAUGCCAGCCCAGAGAACACCGAACGUAAUGAUCACAUCCAACACAACAGCACCAAACUGGGCCUCCCAAGAAGCGACAACCAAACAGCAGGAAGCCCUGAAGUCCGCAGGAGCCCGCUUCCCCACAGGUACACCUGCAGCCUAUACUCCAAACCAGACCUUGCAACAGGCGGUAGGUAGCCAACAAUUUUCCCAGAGGGCAGUGGCUCCUCCUAAUCAGAUAACACCAACGGUGCAAAUGAGACCUAUGAACCAAAUGGGCCAGACAUUGAAUGGACAAACCAUGGGCCCACUCAGAAGUCUGAAUCUCAGACCCAAUCAGCUGGGCACACAGGUUUUGCCUAAUUUGAAUCAGUCAGGAACAGGGUUGAGUCAGCCAAGGACAGGCAUAAGCCAGCCACCGUCUCUGACACCUGGCAACUUUCCCUCACCCAACCAAAGUUCCAGGGCUUUUCAAGGAACUGACCAUGGCAGUGACUUAGCUUUUGACUUUCUCAGCCAACAGACUGAUAACAUGGGCCCUGCCCUCAACAGUGAUGCUGAUUUCAUUGACUCUUUGCUGAAGACAGAGCCUGGUAAUGAUGACUGGAUGAAAGACAUAAAUCUUGAUGAAAUCUUGGGGAACAACUCCUAAAGGAGAAAAGGGAGACAAUUCACCAACUCCAAGCACUAAAAGGCAGUAUUUUACAAGGACCCUGGAAAGGCCAACUGUUGACUCUUCGUUGGGCUACAUCAAGAUACCGUGGCUUAGAAAUGGAAAGCAGAAAGCAGUGAACAUUUUGGUCCAAAUGCUUGUUUUAAAUCUCAAACCUGAAAGUAAAACGUUGGGAUCACUUCUCCCUGUCUAAACUCCAGGACAUAGUAUCCAAUUGAUCCAAACAGAACUGUGAUGUUGAUGUGUAAUUAGCGGUGUAACAUAGGUUGCCCAAGCUCCUUUUCUCCCUGAAAGAAAAGUAAUACAACUUUUAGCUCGUUUAAACCCCAUGUCAUGCGGAGGUAUUAGUUCCAAGCAACAAGCAACAAAUUCCUUAAUUUGCUCUAAUAGAUACAAGUGUGGUUUGAUCUUUCCACUUUACCUUUUCAUUUAGUUUUUCUAAAAUUUCCUAGAUUGAAAUGUUAUAGGUUUUUUGCAGUAGCCAAGCACUGUCCUGAGUAAAGAAAAGCUGGAGGACCUAGAGAACAUUCAGGGAAUUGUGAAAUAUCUUCCCCACAUAUCCUGUACUUCAGUAAGAUGCUGUGGCUAGUGAGGAAACAUUGAAGCCUGAAUGUAGAGCUGUCCAACUCUAUUUGGGCUUCCACAGCCAAUUUCUGAAUCCGUGUCCAAGUCUUAGAUACAAUCACCUGUCCGAAUCAUACUGAAAUAUUAGUGCACAUGUCUACAUCAGUUUUCACUAUUUUAAAAAGAAAGCACCCAUUGGGCAUUGCUGUAAAGGAGAUUUAUUUGGCCACAGAUAACAUGGGAUGUUACUUAUUAUAAUGGUCCCUGCUGGUUAGUUCCCAAGCUGAGUGAAAUUGAGUCUGAUCCUCCCUGAUUACUUUGAUGACCAGAGACUGAUUUGUAAGGAAAGGAAGUUUUGGGAUCAAAACUGAGAUUACUAGGUAUCAUGUUUUGGUUGAAGAUAAGAAGCAAAAGAUCAGACCAGGGAUGGUGAGUAUGGGUCGGUACAAGUCUAUUUCAUAGGGUUUUGAAGGGAAGCAUAAUUGAGAGAGAAAAUAAGCAAACCUUAUUUGGAUGUAUUGUGUAGGUAAACAGCUAAAUGGAGUGUGAUCUCCUAGUAGCAGUCUACUCAUUCCUCUGUCCCUGAAGGGAAGAAUCAUUGCCCCCAGCUAGAUGGACUGGUUUGCUCCCUCAGGGCUCGGCACUGUCUCAAAGAAAGAGUUUCUGUUGAGUCACAUAACCUCAGUGCCCACAUGCAGAUCAGCUGUAAAAUGGGGAAGAUGUGUGCUGAUUUGAGAGGGCUGCAAAAUACCGCUGUCAUUUUCCUCAUUACAGAGGAACACAGGUUAGCUUCCGCUUUUUUAGUUAUAUACUCACAUACUCAAUUAUCAAAUGUAAUUUAUCUGAAGUCAUUUAACAACUAAAUCUUUACAUAGAUUCUUUCUUAAAAAGAAUACAUUUUGAAAGUUCUGCAAAACCCUCUCCCAUUCUUUCAAAUGUCUAGAAGCACCCUCUUUUACACACAGCAACAUCACUGGCCCAGAGUCUUUUCUGUGCCAGGCUGUAAAUAUAAAUGAAUUACUUGUUUUGUAAACUUUUGUAAAGAAUAUUUUGGUAGAAAUACUUAAAACAUAUUCUUUGGGUUAUAUUUAUACGUAUGUGAAAUAAAUAUACUAUCAAAAGGUUAUAUUUUAUACAAAAAGUAAAUUGUUACCUUUUGUAUGCUAAUAUACAAAGUUUUGUAUAAUAUGAUGGUUUAUUUUUAGCUCCACACUUAAUCCAUAGGCGGUGAAGUGGGAACUUUUAAAAACUAUCAGGAGGCUUAUUAGACAAAGUUAUAUUCUGAAACCUCAAUAAGAAAAAAGCAUUCCAGGUUUCAAUCCUUUCCUUUUUUUUUUUUUUCCUUUUUUGCUCCAAAAUUCCCUUAGUUCUUGUGUCUUGUUUGAUUAUUCUGCUGUGCACAUUGUAUUGGUCCUUGUUGCAUGUGGUCUACUGUGUGUUUUCCCAUUUUGUAGAACAGAGUUUCUCCAUGCAAAAAUGUAAGGAAAAGUUAUGUACAUAGAAACACUUUUAUUUUAUGGCUCCUCCAUGUUACUGUAUAUAUCCGCCAGCACUUCCCCAUCACACUCCCGUGACUCAGCUUAUUUUUACCCUAACAUAAAUAGUAUGUUUUGUAGUAGCUAUCAAAUUUAAGAGAUAAAGCAAUCAGAAUGUUUGGAUUUUCUUCUAUCGUAAUGUGAAUUUUAUAAUUAAUGUCUAUUUAUUCAGCUAUUCAUUAAAAUACAGGAUUCUUUGGAAAAAAA